GACUUUGGUGAAAGUCUAAAUUGGUUUGACCGGUGGUCAAAGAGUUCAUGAGAAACCCGUAACACUUAAAUCGUUUUGAAAAGAAAGAAAAUAAGUUGACUGUUGGUCAACCGUCUAAAGAACCGAAUGUAAAGUUGAAUUGAUUUUUAUUAAAAGGAUAAACAUAUGCACGAUCUUAAUUGUUGAAUUAUUAUGUCUAUUCUUGUGCUACAAAAGAGUACCACUCAGCGUCAAUGCUGAGCGGAUAGCGUUGUUUUCUUUUGCUGUCCGUAGGUGAUCAGACAGAUGAACCUAGAGCCGAUCCCAGAGGGCAUUGAGGAGGAGAUGUACGAUGGCGUGGCUGUCUCUUUAAUCUGUUGAUUAUGCUUUAUUUAAUUAACUUUAAUGCUUAUUACGUUUUCAGGCAAGAUCCCAAGUUGUUUGACUUUAAAAAGGCUUCCGCAUUAUUUUAAAUUACUCCGAUGGAUUUUUAUAUGUAUUGAAAGAACGUUUGUUUAAAAUUGUUCUGAAAAUGUCGCAAAUUCGGAUACCAAUUCAGUGGCACACCGGUCCGCUGUCUCACGGGUUUGAUGUCGGAACGGCACCAUUUCCCGGAAGAACUCCUGAUCGAAGUCCUGAAAAGGCUCCCCGUCGGGUCCCUCGUCCGCUUCACCGCCGUUUCCAAGUCGUUGUUCUUCUUCAUCACCAGUCCCGCCUUCGCCUCCGCCCACCUCCGCCACUCCCGCUGCAAUGAUAAUUCCUCCCGGAACCUCCUCCUCCACCGACGCGUACGAUAUCCAUCCAGAAAGCGUAAGUGUGAAAUACUCUGCGAAUCUGAUCAUCAAACACUUACCCCUAUCAGCUCUCCGGAGCUCCCCCUUUCAAUCCCCGACGGGGACGGGAUACUUAUCAUGGUCGGCUGCUGUAACGGCGUCGUUUGCUUACUCUACAAUCGCCAUAGCGGCUCCGAAUCCAUAUACCUUUGGAACCCUUGUAUUCAGAAGCUUAUGACCUUGCCCUCUGCUGCAAUUAUUAGACCAUGGUGCUUCUCCGUACUAGGGUUUGGUGUUGAUCCAGAGGGUGGUCUCAAGGUUGUCAGGGUUGUGCAUGAAAGGGAGACCGGAUGGAUUCGGAGUGUGUCGGAUCAUGUUGAGAUUUAUUCACUCGGCACGGGGACGUGGAGAAGGAUAUCCGUUGUUGGGGUGAAUCCCUGUGAGAUCAUUUUAGUUCAGUCUCAGACUUUUGUCCAUGGAGCAGUGCAUUGGAUUGGGUCCAAAUUGAUGGACGACAAUGCGAGACAGUACUGUAUUAUUGUGUUCUCCAUGAGUGAUGAAGUUUUUAGUGAGAUUAUGCUGCCAGAUGAAUUGGCCUGUGCGGGUUCAGGUUUUUCAAAAGACUUGAGAAUGGUGACGUUUGGUGAGUCUGUUGUUGUUUAUUGGCAAACUGUAGGGAUGGAUGGCCUUUCGUUUGAGCUGUGGAUGAUGAAAGAGUACGGAGUUGUGGGAUCUUGGUGUAGGCUACAUCGUAUGGAACCGGUUGAAUGGGCCGCGGAAGUUGUUGGCCUUAGGAAAAAUGGUGACGUUUUCAUCUCUACUGACGACGAGGAGGAUGGUGAGCUUGUUUCGUACUGCCCGGAUACUGGAGCUGUUAGUAAACUUGGGAUCUAUGGUUCCGACUUCAUAUUUCACGUUUUUGAAUACUUGGAAUCUCUUGUUCUGCUUCAAGAACAAAGCUGCGUUAUUGAUGGGAUAUCUGAAGAAAUGACAAGUUUGGCGUUGAUUUGAAGAGGAGAAUAGGUUUGGUCGCUUGUUUAAAGGGUUAUGAUACAAUGUGUCAAGCACAUGAGAAAGUUAAUGGAUGCGGGAGAGAUGCUGCAAAAUGGAGACUUGAUUUUGGGUUUGCAAAGGAUUCCAACACGAUUCUCAGUCGGUUUGUUUUGGUAAUGUAUUUGCGAUUGUGCUUUAGUAUAACAUUUGUUAAUAUUCGGUAUUGAACUCUUCAUCAUAUCAUACUCUUCGUAUUCAUUGUAAGCAGUAGAGAAUAGCUAUUGUAAAAUCCUCGGUGUAGACUGUUGAGGAUAGUCGUUCCAAAAUCUUUGGUGCAAGCAGUCGAGGAUAAUCGUAAGCCAAAUUCUCAGCGCAAUUGGUUCAGAACAGCUGUAGCAAAAUCAUCCGUCAAAGCGGUUGAGAAUAACCGUUGUGGAAUACUCGUCAUAUUGGCGAGGAUUGUUUGUCAAGACUGUGCGUUUCUUCUCGAAGGAUUCAAAGCCAACGCCUAAUGGAUUGUGAAUCCUAAGUCGGAGCCUUUACGUAUUAGAGGGUUUGGAGUAGGACUUUGUUUUGUAUAAGACACCAAUGUACUCGAUUUAAUUUUUACACCAAUGCAGCAGAGAUGUUUUGCAUUGGAGCCUUUGGAGGGCUAAAUGA
Molecule: messenger RNA, 2405 nt
Organism: Cuscuta campestris
Lineage: Eukaryota; Viridiplantae; Streptophyta; Magnoliopsida; Solanales; Convolvulaceae
Source: the annotation of a GenBank genome assembly